Molecule: messenger RNA, 1754 nt
Organism: Prosopis cineraria
Lineage: Eukaryota; Viridiplantae; Streptophyta; Magnoliopsida; Fabales; Fabaceae
Product: tyrosine--tRNA ligase, chloroplastic/mitochondrial-like
Exons: 1
Coding region: 51-1559 (502 amino acids)
Biological process (GO): tyrosyl-tRNA aminoacylation
Cellular component (GO): cytosol; chloroplast stroma; mitochondrion
Molecular function (GO): tyrosine-tRNA ligase activity; ATP binding; RNA binding
Source: RefSeq, a predicted model, not a curated record
CUCAUGAGUCAUGACAUAUCCCAAUCCCCAACAUCAGGCAGCGAAGCGAAAUGGCCUCCAUUUCGGCUUCGAGGGCCCUUCUCUUCUCCCAUCCGACCAAGCUCUUUCUCUUUCCCUUCAAAGCUUCUUCUUCCCUCUCUUCCAAUUUCUCUACUUCCAUUCGUCUCCAUUUCACCAGAGCCACCUGCAGUCUCCAGAUCUCGCAUUCUCCCUCUGACCCUCAGCAACACCAUCGAGUUCUUCGCCGCAAUGUCGUCGACGUCCUCGAAGAAAGAGGCCUACUUGAGUCCCUCACCAGCGAUGCUCUCAGAACAGCUUGUUCAGACCCUGCUUCUGGACCUCUCAAGGUCUAUUGUGGUUUUGACCCCACGGCUGAGAGCUUACACUUGGGUAACCUUCUUGGACUCAUCGUGCUCUCUUGGUUCCGCCGGUGCGGCCAUAAAGCUGUUGCUUUGAUCGGAGGCGCCACCGCUCGUAUCGGGGACCCGUCUGGGAAGGCCCUCGAGAGACCUGAACUUGAUGUCGAUACUCUGGAGAAGAACACGGCGGGUAUUGGCAACACUAUAAGAAGAAUUCUAGGUGAUGCUCAAAAUAACUACUUGAUUGCGAAUGUCAAUCUCGACGAUUCUUCCCUUGUGAUUUUGAAUAACUACGAUUGGUGGAAGGAGUUUAGUUUGCUGGAUUUUCUGAAACGAGUGGGACGAUAUGCCAGGGUGGGUUCAAUGAUGGCUAAAGAAAGUGUGAGGAAGAGGUUGGAAUCGGAACAAGGAAUGAGCUAUACAGAUUUCACUUACCAGUUGUUGCAGGGCUAUGAUUUCUUAUAUUUGUUCCAAAACGAAGGUGUUAAUGUUCAAAUUGGGGGUAGUGAUCAGUGGGGUAACAUAACUGCUGGGACUGAGUUAAUUCGAAAAAUAUUACAGGCCGAGGGUGCCUAUGGCUUGACAUUUCCUCUUCUCUUGAAAAGCGAUGGUACCAAAUUUGGUAAAUCAGAGGAUGGCGCUGUUUGGUUAUCCCCUUCCUUCUUGUCUCCUUACAAAUUCUACCAGUAUUUUUUCUCUGUCCCGGAUGCUGACGUGAUCAGGUUUAUGAAAAUUCUUACUUUUUUGGAUAUUGAAGAGAUAGACGCAUUGGAGAGAGAGAUGACAAAACCUGGUUAUGUGCCUAAUACCAUUCAGCGGAGGCUUGCUGAAGAAGUUACCCGUUUUGUUCAUGGGGAAGAUGGCUUAAGUGAAGCUCUUAAGGCAACAGAAGCCUUGAGGCCAGGAUCUCAGACAAAGUUGGACUGGAAAACUAUUGAAGGGAUUGCUGAGGAUGUACCCUCUUGCUCUUUAGCAUACGAUAAGGUUUUGAACAUCUCUUUGGUGGAUCUUUCAGUGUCUGCUGGUUUGUUUGACAGCAAAUCUGCAGCGCGACGACUGUUAAAACAAGGAGGCAUUUACUUGAACAAUAACCGAGUAAACAAGGAAGACAAGAGAAUAGAGGCUGUAGAUAUAGUAGAUGGAAAAGUGCUACUUUUAUCUGCAGGCAAAAAGAACAAGGUUCUGGUGCGAAUAGCAUGAACAGUUUUGAUUGAUACUGGGAUUUUCUUUGUAGACUGUUCUCUGCUUUGUAUACUUCUUGCAUGUAUAUUAAAUCUUUGAUUUUGGUAGUUACCACUUACCUUUGAAACAAGUGCAACGAUUGAUCAUCAUGUCUGAUAUUCAAAAGGUGCUUUAACCUCCAUGAAAUUAUUUAUUAAUUAUCUUUUUUGCAUA